This is a messenger RNA of Marchantia polymorpha subsp. ruderalis, 757 nucleotides long. NCBI's taxonomy places the organism in Eukaryota, Viridiplantae, Streptophyta, Marchantiopsida, Marchantiales, Marchantiaceae. The record is from the annotation of a GenBank genome assembly.
CGGAUUGUUGACGUUGUGUAGGAAGCGGAGCAGAAUACUCUGUACUCGAGAAUACUCGACAGUGGUUCAGGAAAUGGCGAUGGCGAUGGCAUCUGCUGCGGUUGGUGUGUCGGCCGUUCGAAUCACAGUCCUCGCAGCUGCUCCUGCAGCGUGCUCCUCAGGGCGAGUUUCACAGCUCUGUUCCUCUUUCACCGGCUUGUCUUUGAAGAGCUGGAAGAAGACUCAAAAUGGAGUGGGCAUGGGCUUCUCUUGUGUGUCAUCUCCUGCCACGGUUAGACGUCCGGUCGGCUUCCCAGUUGCCAAGCUGAAGACCCACAAGGCCGCUGCCAAGCGUUUCAGAGUCACGGGCAGUGGAAAGAUUGUGAGGAGGCAAGCAAGAAGAGCGCAUUUAUUGAGCAAGAAGACCACCAAGAGAAAGAACCGUCUGUCUGGACAGGUCCAAGUAAACAGAAGGGACUACAACAACGUUAUCGGAGCAUUACCUUACCUGAAGGUUAAUAGAGCUAAUUGAUUUGUAAGAUAAGAAUUUUGCCAGUUCUUAGCCAGAGUGUAGUGUAGGUGGCCUUCAGAACAGUUGUGAGAUCCCAUGUCAUCCUGGAAAAUAGAGUUGCAGCUUGAAGGCAUUGGAACUGAUAUUUAUUAAUGCUCAUUAAAUCAAAUUCAAAUUUAAGAUCAAUGGAGAUUUCGCUGUCGAAGUGCACACAAGUUUUUGGAAAUGAGGUCAUCAAGAGCAAUUCCGAUGUUCCUCCAAAUCUCC